Molecule: messenger RNA, 900 nt
Organism: Coccinella septempunctata (seven-spotted ladybird)
Lineage: Eukaryota; Metazoa; Arthropoda; Insecta; Coleoptera; Coccinellidae
Product: apolipoprotein D-like
Exons: 4
Coding region: 62-811 (249 amino acids)
Biological process (GO): brain development; lipid transport; tissue regeneration
Molecular function (GO): lipid binding
Source: RefSeq, a predicted model, not a curated record
AUCAAUUUGAAUUCUUAUAUCAUUUAAGUUAAGUUGUGAGUAGCCAUUCUCCGAAUAAGAAAUGUAUAAGGUUCUGGUGUUAGUGAUCGCUUGUUUGGCAUUUUUUGGCCGGACAGACGGACAUAGUUACCACUUAGGAAGUUGCCCAGAUGUGGAACCACAGAGAGGUUUCGAUAUGAAAAAGAUGUUGGGAAUCUGGUACGCUGUUGAAAAGACUGGCACAGCUAGUUCCUGCGUAAUGUACAAUUUCUCAAAAACUGAUGAACCUUACGAGUAUGAGUUGGUGCAAACAAGUCAGCACUUUAUUUUAAAAUACACACCCAUAAAUCAUAUCUACAAAUACACGGGCCGUCUCACUGUGCCCGAUCUGAGUACACCAGCUAAGAUGUCCGUUAAAUUUCCAUUGAAUGUUGUUGGGACCUCACGAUUUAACAUUAUAACGACCGAUUAUGACAGUUAUGCCCUCAUAUUUACAUGUCAGAAAUUGGCUUUUGCUAACAGACAAUCUGCAACCAUCUUGUCUAGGGAAAAGACAUUGGACAAGGACGUUAUAGGAAAGCUUCGUGAUAUCUUAUCGCUCAAUGAGAUUGAUCCACAUGACCUUUCUAUUAUAAGCCAAACGAAUUGCCCAAAGCCUACUAGUGAAACCAACGUGAUUGAUAUCGACGACGAAACUCUUUCUGCCAAAACAGCAGGAAACGUGAUCAGAGGAACAGGAAAUGCAAUCGCUAGUGGUGCUGAAUUCGCUGUAGAGGGGGUUGGAACAAUAGUCGAUAAAGUUAGAUCCGAGAAGAAACCUGAGAAAAGAUGAAUACCUAUAAUAAUAUCGUAAAUUUCCAAAAUCUGUGUUCUGUACUUGAUAUAUGCUCAUAAAUAAAGUGAAACAAGACUUGAGAGUUA